Molecule: messenger RNA, 5715 nt
Organism: Babesia bigemina
Lineage: Eukaryota; Apicomplexa; Aconoidasida; Piroplasmida; Babesiidae
Exons: 1
Coding region: 1-5715 (1904 amino acids)
Source: RefSeq, a predicted model, not a curated record
AUGGCACCGCAAUUCAAGAGGCUUACGGACUGUCCUGAAAAUUUAAGGGAAGCCAUCGACUGGUUGAUCCAGGUGAGGCAUGGAAGUGAUGGUAGAGGUCUUGGUGAGUUGGCGAAGGCUUUGAAAAAGUUGAUUGAAGACGCAAUUAGGGAUGCAUAUACUAGUAUUAUUAGCCAUCUUUUUACGCUUAUCGAAUCUUUUAAAUAUUACGAAUGUUGUCGUCCUAGAUUGGAGUCAAUUGAUAAGCUUCAAAACCUCCUUAAGGAACCUACAUUUCUUGCAGAUGUCUCUUUGAAUGACCAUUUAGAGAAAAUUAAAUAUGCUAAAGAAUUAUGUGAAAAACAUCAUUAUAUAGAGUCCUCCAAGGAUACAGCUUUGAAGGAUGUGAAUGUCAAGUUGGCGAAACUAAAGGAACUUAGUGGGAAUCUUAAUACUUUCAACAAAAAUUCAGAAGGCUUAUUAACUAACCUUUGUAAUGGUCUAUCAACCUUCCUCGGCUUCAAUCCAUCUUCGAAAGGCUACACUGGCCAGGGCAUUGUGUACUCUGACCUUGACAGGCUGUGUGACGGGGUGAUGGGAUUUUUGAGUGGUGUGCUUGAAGCAGUGCAAGAUGAUGAUGCAGUUAAAACAUACGAUGAUAAUGGCCAUUUAAAUAAAUUACCGCAAGAAAUAAGUAAAAAAAUGUAUAAAGGCCCGCAUGAAUUUUCUCUGACAUUAAGUCAUACAGGCGCCGUGCUUGGUUACUAUGAUGCUGAGGUUAACAGAAGAAUCAAUGCAGUUGUGGAAAACAAUUCCAAUGGUACGUUAUAUGCAUUGCAAUCUCAAAUUGAUAAAAAUAUCAGGAACUUGCAGGAUUCACUGACUACCAAGAAGUACGAGGAUGUGGUUGCACAGUGGAAGGACGUAGUUACUGAUGGACUUACUGCGCUAAUUAAGUCAGCAGAGUCGGCUAUAAAUGCGCUCGAUACACCGCUGAAAACGAAGGUUGCGAAUGAUUUUGAAAAAAUAGAGACGGCGGUUGAGGCUCUCAGUGAGUCAAAUAUUAUGGAUGUGAUGCAGCUGAGAGAAUUGAGUGGAGCCGUGAGAGAUGAGUUGAGAGAUUUGGAUAGGUAUGUUGCCGCCGAAAUUCAUCUCCAGGUGGAAAGACUUGAGAAAAAUCUGAAACAGGAGUUUAAGUCCAAAAUCCAUGCGCCCAUUAGUCACGUUGAAAGUGCUUUGAAAACGGUUCAGAGUCAUUUGAAUAAGUGGUUUGAUCAGGCGAAUAUUGUUGUCUCGGCGGCAUCAAGUAAGACAAAAGCCAUAUUGGCGGAGGUUACACUGAGAGCAGACGGCGCAAAGCCCACUAAAUGGAAUAAUGUUGAAAGUGCCGCCAUAAAAUUGCAAACAAGAGCAGAUGAGCUUCGCGGCGUUGCUAAGGCGGCUAAAGAGGAGUUGAAAAGUCAGGUUGAAAAUGCGCUUAAGCAGGUCUUAUUCUUGGACCGGGCGGUUAGGAAAGGAGUGAAGACUGUGAAAGAUAACAUUAAGGGUGCACUGAGAAAGUACAUUAAGGAGCAGCUAUUAGAGGAUAUUAAUGCUAAAAUUAAAGAAAUCAUUAACGGUGAAGAAGGAGACGAAGGCCUAAAGCAGAUAGUGGACGGGGUGAAGAAGUAUGCCGAUUUGUUCAAGCAAAAAGGGACACAAGGUUUUGAAGGUGUAGUUCAAAAAUGGAUUGCUGAUAUUCUAAGAAAAGAACCGGUUAAAGGAUUACUGAAUGAGUACUUCCAAAUGAAGGAUAGAUUUAAACCGCCAUAUGAUCAGUGGAACAGUAUACGUGAGAACACGGACAUCACCGAAGGACUCGCACGUAUCAUUGCUGACCAGCUGAAGGAAGAGUAUGUUGAGAAAGCCGUUGACGCAGCAAAAUCUUAUACUGCAAGCACCAACGCAAUUCGAAGCUACGUCACCGUUGUUCAACUCGUUUGCAGUACGUUUUCCAAAUUAGUUGGGUUGAAGAUUAAGGCAUCAGGACUUGUCACACUUGCUGACAAAAUAGUGAGGGGUAUAGAGACGGGCCAGGAGUUAUCAAUUACUAAAACUGGUCACCUUACUAACGAUACCAAUAUUACUCGGGCCGUGCAGCACACCCUCCAUCAACUCGUAGGUGUCGCCAGGCAUACCGGAGAUCAAACAGAUGAACUUGUCCUACGGUGUCACAUCGGUAACGUGGAGGUCGCGAUUGAUGUGGCUAACCUGCUUGAGGGUAAUGUUGGAAAGGCAGCUAAGCAAUCCAUCACCUCCGUACAUGCUAUUUCCCCUUCCUCCGCCCUAUCUGAUUCCAUCUACAACUUUGAAGGUAGGAUUCUUGGCAUACUGCAAAAAGAUUUUGGAAAGGACAGCGACGGUGACGGCAAAGUAGAGACACUUGUUGUUAAAAACUUUGAAGAUUACGAUGGACUCAUCAAACAAAGCAAAGUAGCCGGUUUAACAGGGGAUGCAAAGCUUAGUGGUCAUGCAAACGAAGGCUCAUUCCCAGAAAUGAUCAAAGGUAUUGAACAUAAGCUUAAUGGAACCGAAUAUUUGGGGAAAAUUGAGAGCGGCACCCAUCGAACCAUUGAUCCCGGUGCUACAGAUAGUAACUUCUAUGACGACACCUUCCAAUUACUAGUCGGAAAAGUUAAUCGUGAACUCCAAACACUUUGCAAUGAAUUGAGGAGACUCGCCGAAGAGGGGGGGACGAGAGGUCAAACAAACAAUAAAGGCGUUCAAACGCUUCUGAAUGAUUUGAAUACAAUGCUUGGUCAGAGUGGUUUGAACAACGGCGAUAUGUAUGGACUUGCGGCCGAUCUAAAAUCAAUUAAUGCUGACAUUGUAAAAAUACUGGGGACUGACAGCACGAAAAAUGAAAAUGGCAAUUUGACUGAUAUUCUUGCCGAAGCCGUAAAAUUCGUAGACAACACAUUAAAGGAUGGUGCAAAGAAUUGCAUUACAAAUAUUAAAGCAGAACUAACGAAACGUGUAGGUUUAGCUAGAGACAGCAUUAAAAGUUACGCUUUAGACCGACACGUUUUUAGGAAGAGAACAGAACUUGGCAAAUUAAAACAUUUGAUUGAAAAACAGCGCGAGGCUAUCAUAUCAAAAUGCAGAAUAGACGGCAAUACGGGUGUCAAAGGGUUGUUGAAGGCUGUGAAAUCCCAACUUAAUUCUGCUCUGCCGAUCACGGAUAGGACCAAAUUAGAUGGAUUUCCUGGCAAAGUGAGAGACUUUUUAAUUAGUCUUUGGGAGCACGUAGGUGGACAAUUCACGGAAGAUAAUGAAUCUUUUAACGCAUUUGGACUGGUCAAAAAAAAGUUUGUGACGCUGCUCGACGAAAUUAACAAUUCCGGCCACUUCACUCACAGUCUCGCCUACAAUCUUGGUAAGCUGAAAAGUGUCCUCGAUAGCAUGUCGCCCCUUAAGUUCUCCGGUCAUCAGCAUCCGAUGUUACUCGACGCCAUCAAGGACGGGCUCACACGCUUCCAUGAAGAGCUGAGAAAGGCGUACAUCCGCGUGUAUGAUGGUUCUAAGCCGAUCACUUGGGACGAACCGUUUUCUAAGAAUACAACAGAGGAAAGCCGUAACGCCGCAAAAGUGUUUUUGACGAUGAUGAACAUUUUGUUCAAUAACUUGAAUGAGGUGAAAGAAAUGUGUAACACUGCUAGUGCUUCUCGAAUUAACACCAGAACUGAACUUGGCGAAUUUCUCACGACAUGUGGUUACAAUGUAUCAGAGAAAGGACGACAAAACGGUGAGCUGCAGGACAAAGGUAGUAUGCAAGGUUCGCAUAUUUAUAAACUACUUGUAGGCGAUGGGCAAAAUGUUUACCAUGUAGAUAAGGCAGCUACACGCGCGCUUGAGAUGAUUUACGAGGACUGCCUUGUCAAUUAUUACCGUACUUGCCACCUACCAACUCCUGCGACCAAGCAUCCGUCAACCAUUUGUGACAUUCUUCAAUGGCUCGCUGGCCUUCCGUAUAAUGCCGUGUAUAAUGCGCUAUCACAUGACGCCUUUAGUGACCUGUUUGAGAAACCAGAGAAAGACGAUGCCACAAAAAGCGAUACAUUUAUCGUAUCUAUUAACGAAGAUCCUGACUCUUUGCCAGCGUAUCCAGAAACCAUCAGCGCAACGGACCUGUCACAGACGUUGACACUGGUAUGCCAUCAUGCCGAAAAAACCCUCAUCGCCAUUCUCGGCCAUGGGAAUUCUGAUGGCCGCUACGCUUGCGACUUUAACGCCAACGCAGGCAAAUUCUUAUACCCUAGUAAAGGGAGUCAAUGUUUAGACUUAUUAGUAGAAUUGUUGCUAAGAUUAUAUGAUCAAUUGUACUUCCUUCAUGUAGAGUGUUAUCGUACAUCCGACUCAGUUAGUUGGCGCGACUGCUACUACGGUCGGCACGUCGCCGGGUCAGACUGGAGGUGCAAUGACAAGCAAUGUGUCAACCAAAUGGGUAACCAAAUCGCUGACCAAAAGGUCAACCAAAUGUGUGGUCAAACGUGUGACCAGCACCCAAAGUGCGGACUCAAGUCACCUCUUCAGUCGUUUUUUGAGGACGGUCUUCCUGGGUUCCUACCGCAUCCAUAUAAAAAGGCAGAUUGCAAGCUAUCCUGUGCAGCACCUAACCACCGUGGCUUACUAUGCAAAACGCCCAUGGGAUUCGCUGACCUUAGCGUAAAAGCCUCGCAUACGAAAACGGGAGAAUAUCUAAGCAACGUUCUCAGUGAGUUCUGCGGUGACGCAGAGAAGCCACUUACCAAAAUGUGUCGUUUUUUGAUAUGUGUAUUGAGUAGACCGCCUCAAACAUUAGGCGAUAUGUUCUCAUUCUACUACAAUCUACUCAAUGGGUGGCAUGGCAAGGGUAAAGGCAUGGAUGCAGACAAGACGCAUAAGAGACACGCAUUUGAAGCGGCUGUCACCAAUGCGUACUUCGGCGUCAACUAUCCAACAUUCGACGUUGCUUCCGUUAUCAACAACUCCAAGGAGCCGAGCGAAAAACAUAAGGACGGAAACUUGUUGUGUCUGGUUGGUUGCAAAAAUUCUUCCGUGCCAUCUGCUCAAUGCGGCCGGUACCUACAACCCUUUGGCAUUAACACAUGGUUAGCCUUUUCAUCUGAAAAUGCCGAUAAGUAUCUCUCGUGGAUAGUCUAUAUUACGGAAACAUUUUACGACUUACUCAAAAAACUAUACGAUGAAUGUUGUAAUAACUGCAACAAGCCAGGCAGCAGAUGCUACGACAAGAGCUGCGUUAAGAAUUGUGUUGCAUCGCAUUCGUAUAUUCACUCAGCGGGUUGCACAUCAAUAGCUCAAUGCCCAUUCACUCGUCCGACAUUGUCCAAAUAUGGUUUCGUACUGAGAAGUAUAUCAAACCUUCACGGCGCGACAGAUACCAAAACUAAGCGCACAUGUAAGGACCUAUGCAACGCAUUAAAGAACGUGCUGAAUGAGAAGAACGUCCUAUUCACUUUGGCCUACAGAACAAUUCCGAAGUUUCUUUAUGACAUCAGACAGCCUUUUAUUUGGCUCACCGUCGCCCUCUGGCUCCUCUCCUUGUUGUACCUCAUCCACAUCAUGGUCAUCCGCCUCGACCUGCUCCACAUCAAAUCGCAUUUGCACUCACCAUCGUCACAUCGCAUUGCCGCGCAGUCACUACUCGCCGCUGCACGUGUCAGCAAACUUGCCGAGCUCACCUACCUUCAACCUUGA